CAAUCCACAGGGCUGCACAGGGAAUUAAUUUGCGUAUAAAAAGGCAACCGAAAAAAUCAAAUCGACACAUUCGCCCUUCAGGUAGAUCUUCACCUAAGAGAAAAUGAAAUUCUUGAGCGCAAUCAUCCUGCUGACUGUGGCUGUGGCCAUGGCUGACAAAGAUGAAGAUGAUUGGAAUUUCUACAAGUUCCAAUUCGGCAAGAAACACUCGCCCAAGGAAGAAGCCAACCGAAAAAGAAAUUUCCUUGCCAGACAGAGAGUCAUGGAGAAGCACAACAAAGAGAAUAAAGACUGGCAGAUGGGACACAACAAGUUCUCCGAUUUGUCCGAUGAUGAGAAAGUGUCGUUGCUUGGAGCCAAACCAGCGAUCCGUCGCGAGAGAUUGAUUUCAAGAGAAGCAGCCGUUCCCGUUCUCGACCGCGCCCUUCCCGCUUCGAUUGAUUACCGCACUGACAAGUGCAUGCAGCCAGUCAAAGAUCAAGGCCAAUGUGGAAGCUGCUGGUCUUUCGCUACGAUCGUCCCUCUCGAAUUCAACAGUUGCAACAAAACCGGCACCGCAGUCGCACUGAGCGAGCAAAUGUUGGUCGACUGUGACACCGGCAACGGCGGCUGCAACGGUGGAAUGUACGAUCGCGCCUGGCAAUUCAUCCAAGCAAAGGGCGGUGUCAUGAAGAGCUCAUCCUAUUCUUACACUUCCGGAUCUAUCGGAACUGCAGAAACUUGCAAGUUCGACAGCACCGCCGUUGGCGCCAAAGUUGCUUCUUUCGGCUGGGUCACGCCUUCGCUCGUUCCCGACCCCACCGCUAUCAUGACCAACUUGCAGAGCAACGGACCUCUUCCCAGUGGCAUUAAGAUCCUCGACUCUUUCUACAGCUACGCAUCUGGAGUCUACAGCGAUCCCGCUUGCAUUGUUGACAACAAAUACGAUAUCAAUCACGCCGUCGUUAUCGUCGGAUACGGCACCACCACCGCCACUUCCACCGAUCCGGCCACUCCUUACUGGAUUGUCCGCAACUCCUGGAGCAACGGAUGGGGUCUUUCCGGCUACUUCUUCAUGAAGCGCGGUGUAAACAUGUGCAACAUCGAGUCAUGGGCUGCCUUCGUUAAGGUUGUCUAAUAAUAACGAAUUACCUAUACACCACCGAUGCAAAUGCGCCUCGAUUUCACAUUCUCUUCCUUCCCUAAAAAAAAUUAUUUUAUGAAAUUGUUUACGUGCUGGGGCAUAGAAAACAAAUACACUUGAAUUUAGCAUGGCAAAA
This is a messenger RNA of Daphnia pulicaria, 1259 nucleotides long. Its product is annotated as procathepsin L-like. The transcript is spliced from 9 exons. The record is from RefSeq and is a predicted model, not a curated record. Gene Ontology annotation, molecular function: cysteine-type endopeptidase activity. Gene Ontology annotation, cellular component: lysosome. The coding region runs from base 104 to 1117 and encodes 337 amino acids. Lineage: Eukaryota; Metazoa; Arthropoda; Branchiopoda; Diplostraca; Daphniidae.